Trypanosoma theileri is the source of this 519-nucleotide messenger RNA. RefSeq lists its product as uncharacterized. The record is from RefSeq and is a predicted model, not a curated record. NCBI's taxonomy places the organism in Eukaryota, Euglenozoa, Kinetoplastea, Trypanosomatida, Trypanosomatidae. The transcript has a single exon. The annotation marks the transcript as partial.
AUGGACUCUUCUCCGCAUAUUUAUGCUCUCCCACCGCCGCAUCCCUUCUCUCCCGUGAAGAGGACAGUCACUAAACACCGACUCACCAUCAGUUCUAUUCCCAUCACGCCUAUUAGUCCUACGAAUAUCACUACACCGACGAUUGCCGAUAUGAAUAUCAUGAAAAGGGCAGAUACAACGGCUAGUAUUAGUAGUAAUAGUAGUGAUCCUCAUCAUUCUCAUUCUCAACAACAAUCUGAACAACAUGCGGCCGUAAUAGUAGAAGAUCAUUCGGAGGUGGAUCCGGUGUGUGAUCGAAUUAUUCUUCGCACGGAGGCCCCAGCGGGUGGGAAUGUCCUCUCUGGAGAUAAUUUCAAAUCUCUUCUCUACACAGGCAGUAGUUUUGGUAGUCAUCUCAAUAGUAAUAGUAGUAUUGACAGUCUAUAUGGUCCAAUGGGUAAUAUAUAUGAUGAUACGGGGGAAUAUGUCCGCUUCAGUCUUAGCCCACGCAAUAAUAAUAAUAAUAAUAAUAAUAAUAAU